This is a messenger RNA of Vigna radiata var. radiata (mung bean), 367 nucleotides long. RefSeq names its product protein RADIALIS-like 3. The record is from RefSeq and is a predicted model, not a curated record. The transcript is spliced from 2 exons. Gene Ontology annotation, molecular function: DNA-binding transcription factor activity. Lineage: Eukaryota; Viridiplantae; Streptophyta; Magnoliopsida; Fabales; Fabaceae. The coding region runs from base 1 to 249 and encodes 82 amino acids.
AUGGCAUCCAGUUCAAUGUCAGCCUCAGGCUCAUGGAGUUGCAAGGACAACAAGGCCUUUGAGAAGGCUCUAGCUGACCGUUGGUACAAUGUUGCUCAUGCUGUUGGUGGCAAAACUCUAGAGGAAGUGAAGAGACAAUAUGAACUCCUUGUCCAGGAUGUUAAACAUAUUGAAUCAGGACGAACAAGAAAACUUCAGCCUCUGAUCAGCAGGAGAAUAGGAAAAGCAAAAUCAAAGGAUGGAAUAUAAACCACGUAAAAAGUGGACCCGACCAACAACCAUAAUAAAGACCUUUGGAGUCACCAAAACAUUAACAACACGCACGCACACACAUCGCGAGUAAGCCUUCAACCCUAGUCGCGUACGU